Messenger RNA from Hippocampus comes (tiger tail seahorse), 1115 nucleotides. It is a transcript of the gene tmem121b, whose product is annotated as transmembrane protein 121B. Lineage: Eukaryota; Metazoa; Chordata; Actinopteri; Syngnathiformes; Syngnathidae. The record is from RefSeq and is a predicted model, not a curated record. Bases 204 to 1115 code for a protein of 303 amino acids. The transcript has 2 exons.
ACCCCACAAAUAAAGGUUUUCUUCUUUUACCUUGCCAAAUACUAGCUGCAGAAGUCCAUUCCAGGGUUUAGAAUCCAGGCCUUUGUUUCUAAUCAACUCAUCCCUCCACCUAAGAGGAAAAAAAAAAAAAACAGCAAAGAGGAAGAAAACGGUGCGGGGGGGAUGGCGGGAGGGGGGGAAGCCGAUGCGACCUCUGUCAUACAAUGAUCGCAGAAAUUCCCAAAGACAAUUCCAAGGCAUUCCAAUCCGUCGCGACUUUGGGCUCAGACUCCCCCGUUUCCUCCUCGCCCUCCCCGGAAGCUGGCCGGUUGCUGAGCAGGAGGCGGGACGCGCGCACCGCCGGCGGCCGCAUCCAUCCGGAGGAGAGCGACGGCGGCAGCAUCCGGCCGCUGGUGUCCGGCGGCCGCAUGAUGACAUCGGCGGACUUCGCCCACGCCGGCGCCCCUCUGCUGGCUCCCCGUUCCGCGCGCAGCCUCCUCUACAAGAUCCUGUGCUUCCUGCUCCUCGUCCUGCAGGGCGGCGUGCUGGACUUUUACCUCAUCGCCUUCACCGACCUGUACUGGUGCUCGUGGAUCGCCACGGACCUGGUGGUGGUCUCCGGCUGGGCGAUUUUCUUCGUGAAGAACGCGCGCGGCAAGCGGGAGCGGGCCUGCGGCUUCCACCAGAAGGGCUCCGCGUACGGCGGCUGCAACCUGGGCGAGUUCACCUACGCCUACCUGGCGUGGCUCGUCCACGUCAUCGCGUGCACCCCGAAGGUGGCGCUGGUCCUGGAGACCUCCAUCCUGGACCUGGUGGCCGCCAAGGUGCCGUGCGGGCUCACCGGAUUUAAGAUCGUCACCUUGCUCUCGGCGCCGCUGCUCUUCUGCCUCAUCAACGCCGUCAUCGAGGACCUGAACGGGGCCACCCGGCAUCACUCCCAGAGCUGCUUCACCUCCACCUGCUUGGAUCUCAUCGACAGCUUCUUCCUGGUGGAGGCGCUGCUCCGGAGCGAGAUCCCCACGCCGUACCUCAAGUACACCGUCAUCUCCACGUACUUCGUGGCGCUGGCCGCUCCCGUCUUGUGGUUGUACGAGCUCACCGCGUCGGAGCUCCGCUGCCGUAUCAGAUAUCCUUGA